AAUGAUACCCCAUCUCUCGCCCCUACUGGCACACGGAUGGUGUGCCUAUUCCUCUCCCAUUUUAAAUCAAAACAAACAUAUAUGGUUUAAAUGGUUAAAACAAAAAACGAACCAUAAUGUUUCGGUUUGGUUUUGAUGCUCAGCCCUUUUGACUCUCUCUCUCUCUCUCUCUCUCUCUCCCUCUCUGAAAUUUGAAGGUCUUUUGAAGCUACAAUCUCUCGAGUUCUCAACAAGGAGGAGGACGACGACUCGCCUAUAGGGUUUUUCGAGGUUUCUCUUCUCAUCAUUCUUCGCAGUCGACCUUUGAGUCUCAGAGUCUCGGCCUUACGGCUACAGGCGUAGGAGCCCAAAAGGGGAAAAAUAAAAGCAGAUAAAUGCAUGAACCUGUGAUAAAUCUCUAAAUCUCCAUGUUCCUUUUUCUCCUUCACUUACACCAUCACCGUUUUGUUCCGUGUUUCAAAAGUGUACGCAUAUCAUGUGCAGUACAGAAAUGUUGAAAGAAGAUGGGUAGAACAUUUCGUGUGGGAGCAGAUCUUUGCCGAGUUUUAGGGGGAGCACGCCUCGUCCAUCCCAGGCCUCUCUGCUCCAACAAUUCCAUUGUCUCAAAAGGAAACAACAAUGAAAACAGCAACAAGGAUGCUACAAUAAGGGAUAACGAUGUGUACCGCCAAUUAGAGAAACUGGAUUUCAUGACUGCUGCUAAGAUUCUUUUCACCACACCCCCCAAGAAGAAGAAGUUUGGGCUUGAUUUUCAUCUAGUACAGCUCUUCUUUGCCUGCAUGCCUUCAUUGGCUGUAUUUUUGGUGGCUCAGUAUGCUCGCUAUGAGAUCAGAAAGAUGGAGACGGAAGUGGAACUCAAAAAGAAGCAGGAGGAAGAAAAAGCAAAGGAGAUGGAGUUGAAGGCCACAGAAGAAAAGGAAGAAGUUGGCUCUGAUCCAGAGCUGUUGAAGGUGAAAGUCAGACUGGAUGCAUUAGAAGAGACAGUAAAGGAGAUUGCUGUUGAAACAAAGAAACUGUCAAGUGGCAAUGAGAAAUGAUCACCACCGUGAGAGAGCAUCAUGCAGCUGUUGGCUCAAGCCCCCAAAAUAAAUCAGAAGACAGCACUCGUGUGAAGCAGCAGUAGAAAAUCCAAACCAGAUUGAAGCCAAGAGAGAAUGCAUGUGUCAGAUCCAGCUCUUGAUACCUCACAAAGAAUCAGAAAGGGAAAUAAAAAUCUGUUAAUGGAGGAGCUUCACAGGAGCUGAGGUAAUAUUGGUCUUGAACAUGCUUGGGUUUCAUCACUUGAUUUAAUUGGAAAAAAAGGUAUUGAUCAACCAAAAGUCAUACCCCCCCCCCCCCAAACAUGUUGACUUGAGUCCUGUUUUUGUACUCUGAAUAUUGCCGUGUGAAUCCAUUGGAUUACUAGGCUCAAAGGAUGUCUUGAGAUUUGGGCUAUAAUAUUUUGACUGUACAAGUUUUGGAACCAAAGCACUGGUUAAGAUUCUUAUCAAUGGUGUUUUUUCCCUUCAA
Molecule: messenger RNA, 1509 nt
Organism: Macadamia integrifolia
Lineage: Eukaryota; Viridiplantae; Streptophyta; Magnoliopsida; Proteales; Proteaceae
Exons: 6
Coding region: 504-1037 (177 amino acids)
Source: RefSeq, a predicted model, not a curated record